Messenger RNA from Moneuplotes crassus, 1316 nucleotides. The record is from the annotation of a GenBank genome assembly. Lineage: Eukaryota; Ciliophora; Spirotrichea; Euplotida; Euplotidae.
UAACGGAUGAAUCUGAGGCAUAAUAUGACUGAUCAUUCAUUUUCUGCAAACCAGUUAUCGCAGUGCUUUACUACUAGAAACAGAAACAAAUCUUCCGAUGAUGAAAAUAGGAGAAAUUGUUCGUUAAGUGAAAGACAAAAUAUUCGGUCAAAAAUUGAUGCAGUCAUAAAAUAAAUACAAAAUCGAUAUUCCCUCUAGACAAAAUACAGCUUGUAAGGAAAUCUCGGGUUCCAGACUAGAGAAUGAAAGUACAUGAGAGCAUCGUGUUAGGAAUAAAUCCUCAAGGAGAUCAAGCAGGGUUGAUCUAGAUCAAAAAUGAACUUUUUAUAAUAAAUUAGAACGGGAAAAUAUAAGAGUUAAUAGUCCCAGACAGAUAUCUCCUAACUGCUAUAAGAGGGAUGAUAAACCUGAGGCUAAGAUGUCCGAUCUGGCUGAUAGGAUAGAUAAAGUCAACCUUACAAUGACCAAUAACUUUGAAAGUUUGUUUAAAAUAGUUGUCAACAUCACAACUAUGCUGAGAGAUUUAUCUGCAGAAGUGAGUCAGGUCAAAUCUAGUCUGGACCAGUGCCAGACUAAUAUCACUUUUACCCAAGAUAACAGGGAACGAUUCGGGUCGUUUCACAAACAGGAUAGUGGAAACAAGGAGAAAUCACAAGCUACUAUUCCUAUUGCAGCUAAGGUGGCUCCUGAUGAAGAGCUAUCUGAUCUCUGGAAUCUCCCCAGAAACGUUAAAACGAAAGCACCUCAGAAGGAAGAGAGUGACUCUGAUGAUAGAAUCAAACCUUCUUGCAACUUUGAUUAUGAAAAACAUCUAAGAGAGAUCAGUUCGAUUACUAGUGUGUUUAACUUGUCCCAGACUUUAGAGAAGAACCAAGAGGUUUCAAGAUCUUCCCGUUUUGAAAAUCCCUAUAAUACGGAAGGCAUUGAAGCUAAAUUGGAAAACCUUAAACAAAUACCUACUGAGAGCCCUGAGACAUCAGAGUUAAAGGUCCAGUCAGAAAGGAUCAAGAGCUCGCUUUCGGCAUAUCUCGAAGAUAGGGAUCGAAAGAAAGGGAUGUUUGCUCGUUCCUCUCAGAAGCAAAGUGAAUGCUCUAGUCCUAAAUUCAUGAAUUUCCUUAACGAUGAUCCUAAGAUUGUUGGAGCCAAGGAGAGUACGCUCUCCAGUAUCCCUUCUGAGUUUGGUGAUAAUGAGAAUAAUCUUUGUAACAAUACUGCUUUGAGAAGAUCACGAGUCCGAUCAAAGACAUCGUGUAAGGAAAGAGAAGCCCAAGUUGAGGAAAAGAUUAUUAAAAGUUUUUCUGGAUUCAAUUAAGAAA